Molecule: messenger RNA, 849 nt
Organism: Alternaria burnsii
Lineage: Eukaryota; Fungi; Ascomycota; Dothideomycetes; Pleosporales; Pleosporaceae
Exons: 4
Coding region: 1-849 (282 amino acids)
Source: RefSeq, a predicted model, not a curated record
AUGAGUCUUGGCCCUGCCCCAACGCGUCUACGCCAGAUUGCCCUUGUCGCGAAGGACAUUGAACGCGCGAAGCAACUGAUUACGCACGUCCUAGGAACAGAAGUCGUCUUUGAAGAUCCGGCUGUCGGGCAAUGGGGUCUGAAGAACUUCUUGGUACCAAUCGGCGGCGACUUUAUCGAGGUGGUCUCGCCCUUUAAGGAGGGGACGACCGCUGGACGAUUGCUCGAGAGGCGUGGUGAAGGAGGAUACAUGAUAAUUAUGCAGACCGAAGACGCGAAGAAGCGGCGCGAACACAUCGAGGCGAAGGGACUGUCCAGAGUUAUCUUUGAGCAUGAUCUCGGAGACUCUGUGUGCAUUCAGUACCAUCCGAGGGGUAUCAAGGGCGGCAUCAUGCCUGAACUUGAUUCCCAUGUACCCGAUCCGAAAAAUCCCACACCAAUUCAGUCUCGCUUCUCUCCAUGGCACGCCUGCGGAUCAGACGUCGAGCGUUAUACGACUAGCAUGAAAAGGACUCAGCACCUUACGCUAGAAGGCUGUGUACUUCGCCUGCAGCCCGGCGACCUUGGUCACGAAGCGGCCGCGCGAGAGUGGGAAGGAAUAUUCGGCGUCGCACGGAUCCGUGACCUACUCGCUUUCACAAACGCAAGACUGGGAUUCAUCCCAGGGAAAAAAGGGCAAUCAGAGGGCCUUGUGUCGAUCACGAUCGGUGUAAAGGGCAAAUCCGAAUACGACGCCAUCUUGAAAAGAGCUCGUGAUGCAGGCCUCUGGAAUGACGGGGGGAUCGACAUGUGUGGUGUAAGAUGGCAUCUUGCUCUGACAGGCCACGGCGCGUCUCAGGGGAAGCUGUAG